Medicago truncatula (barrel medic) is the source of this 770-nucleotide messenger RNA. RefSeq names its product protein NONRESPONDING TO OXYLIPINS 2, mitochondrial. The record is from RefSeq and is a predicted model, not a curated record. The transcript has 3 exons. NCBI's taxonomy places the organism in Eukaryota, Viridiplantae, Streptophyta, Magnoliopsida, Fabales, Fabaceae. Bases 145 to 417 code for a protein of 90 amino acids.
UUUUGACUUUCAAUGUUUCCUAGAAACACGUAGAAAACAAUUUUCAUGUUAGCCUGCCAAUCUAGGGUUAGCUUCAUUCUUGUAGUCUAAACAUCUACUUCCAAUUUCCGUGGUUCUUCAAAAUUCCAAAGCAAAAUCACAGAAAUGGCGUGGCGUUCUGGAUCUCUCUCGCGGUCUAUUUUCUCCGCCGCAAGAUCAAUACCAACUCGUUCCUCUCUUCAACAUUCUUCUACUUCUUCCAUUCGUUCUCAUCUUCUUCAACCUCGCCGCCCCCUUGUUACUGUCCCUAGGGCUUUGGGAAUUCUCGGUUGCACGCAGUCGUUGAUGCCGUUGCAUAACGCCGAUGCCGCUGCGCGCCUCACUUCUCACGUUUCAGUUGAAUUGCGCGCUUGCUGCGAGCUGUCUCAGGGUACUUGAAUUGAUUUUACAUUUAUCAGCACUGGUUGUGCCUACAUCUAUGGUUGGAUCUAAAAUGGAUGGCUAAUGCUGUGAAGCACGAAGCUUGUUGAGAAGUGUUUUUUGUAUUUUAUUAUUUUAGUCAAAAUUAAAUAAGUAUAUCUAUCCAUUCUUCUAUAAAGAUUUAGGUAACUUUUCAAGCUAAUUGAAGGAUAUCGACUUUGUUUUGCUUUGUAUCAUCACAUAAUAAUAAUGAUGAUGAUGUCCGAGACUAAUGUUGCAUUUAAAUUAAGAUGUAUAGAUAUUGAUAAUUGGCAGUGUCUCAUUAUCAAAUGAGCUGUUACAAAUUGCAAUGGCUUUGCUCUUGAUACAAA